AAAUAGGCUGUUACCUGGUAACACAAACGUUGUUGGUGACAACAUACAGCUUCUAACGUAAAUUGCACUUGGUGUUGUAUUAUCAUUUCUAUAUUUGCUGUCAUCACUGCUAAGCGGAUAUGCCACCACGUAAAAAGGGGUCAGGUAUAAACUCAAACAAUGCCCCAGCACAACCUGUAAACAAGAACUGGGAAGCUGGCCUCGUCAGAGCACAAUUUGAGGAGGACUCAUGGCGGGUUUGUGUGUCGUUGGUGGCUGGAGGAAGUCGAGAGGAAGAAGAGGUCAUCCAGGCUCUGUCUUUGGCUGUCCAGAAACCACAACGCAAACGUUUCACCUUGAUAACCUGGGACAACACCAUUGAAAAGAUCCAUGAGCUAGGAAAUCCCAAAACAAAAAAACCCGACGAUGCACCCAUGUUUUAUGAGGUUACAGAACCAGCUAAGGUGCUGCUGGAUGCAGGAAAGGAGAUUCCCUGUGACCUGCUGGCAAAAAUACUGAAGUUCCAGCUGCUGCAGAUCAAAGCCAAAGAUCAGCGCAGGAGGGAACUGGAGCAGACUGAAAAAGAAAAGAUCGCCCCUUCCUCUGACAGGAAGGAUAAAGGUGAGGCUAAAAUCUCUGACAAAAAGGGAAAGGGUCCUUCAGCUCCGGUACCUUCCACGGAGAAGAAAACCAAACUCAAACGAAGGGAUGAUAUUGAUCCUCCCACAUUCAUAGAUGAUGAACCAGAAUGUGGUCCUCAGCACUACGUUCUCUUGGUGGGCUUCUACCAACCAAACCUGAUUGCCUUCUUAGAUGCCAUUAGUGUACAUGUAGCAAACACCAUCAGACUGUGCUCAGAACACACCCAUACCUUUAGGGAGCAGCAGGAACAGCCCAGCUGUGAGGCCAAUGAGCAGAGUUCGACAGUUUCUCCAGUUCUGGAUGCGGAGGUGGAUGUGCAAGCCAGAAGACUGGAUUUAUUUUGGUCAGGUCUGAGACAAGUUUUAGAGAGUGGGCCACCAGACUCCAAGCUUCAUGAUAUUGUUCAGCUCAGCUACAUUGUUCCGGAUAUCUCUCGUACUCAUCCUCAGGACCCUGAGGCUGUGAUGGAGUUGGGAAGCCAUAUCUUUGAUGGUGUGGCCAGUCUCAUCUAUGACUCUCUGGAGUGGCGCAGGCAGCAUCAGCACUACCGUGACAGUAUCAAGCUCAUCAAUGUGCUCACUGUUGUUGAGCUGGGUUCACAGUCUGCAGAGGUGGUGCCAUCUACAGCUGUUCUCCCUCAGACUCAAUGCUCCAAGAAAACGUCAGUCCCAGCACAAGGCCAAGCAGACAAAGAGACCAUGCCGCCUCCUUUCUCUGUAAAGACGGAUAUGCGUUACUACAGCAAUCUACUGGACCUGGUUCCCCCCGAAGCCUGCUCUGUGCCCGUGAUAUUGCACUGUGUACUGGAGCAGGUGGUGAUGUCCACAGAGGAUUCUUUUCCCACCCUGUCGCACACAGCCGAUGAGCACAAAGCUGUCAAGGGUCCCUGGUUAGACCAGCAGCUGCUCAGCUACAUGCUUCAGAGCUUUCUGCCAGAUACAGUAGAAGAGAGAAGCUGCAUGUUAAACAACCUCUUAUCCACCGUAGAGACGGAAGAAGACAAAAGGAGGUUGAUGGAGAAGUUUGGUGCUGUAGAAACUCAGAAGAAGUCUGAGAAACCUCUGGUUAUCAGGCACCAUGAUGAACGGACACUACGCUUAAGGGACAUCACUGUGGCUCAUGGUUUCAAUCCAGCAGAGGUGGAGCUGUCCAUGAUGAGGCUGUCUCCAGUCUGGGAGCUGAUUCAGUCGGUAGCCAAGCAGAGGAACAGCGCCUCUUGCUGGAUGUCAGUCAAACAGCAGCUGCAACAUUUCUGCACAGACGAUACUCUGUCAUGGCCCGACGUGCAGCGGCUGUUUCAUCAGAGUGUAUUUGAGUCUAUGACCCUGACCACGUUGGAUCAGCAAGGUGUGUUACUGGAUGCUGGCAACCCUCUGGCAACACUGGAGUCUGCACAGCAGAAGACAACAGUUAUCCCCUGGGACAAUCCUUUAUGCUACGCUAAACAGCAGCUACAUAAUCUGCAGAUUAAGGGUCCAACAUCUUUUACUGAAGACCCUGGUAAUGUACAGCAUCUCAGUGGGAAAGUCUGUAGCCAGCUGGAUUUGUCUGAAAUGCAGAGCAGUAGACUGAGGUCUCUGUUUGAGUUUCAUUAUACUGAACAUCAUGAUGCUGGGGUCUUCCCACAGGUUCUCCAGUUAGCCUCAGAGGAAUAUCGUUGCUUGGACACUUUUAGAGGAAGUCACAACAACGUCUUGUACAUUUUUUGCCACAAUCCCAUGAGUUCUGAUCGCCAGUCCAAAGAGCUCUGGGAUGUAAAACUUCACACCGAUGUCAAGUUCAGAAAGUACCUGGAGCAUGUGGCGGAUACCAUUUCAGACUGGACAAGAGAGGAAAAAUUAAAGAGAGACACAAUACAAAUCAGAAAUCAGAGACCUGCUGACCCUCCAAAAGAUGAAAAAGCUGUGUGCUUGGCAGAGGAGGAGGACAAGCUGGAGCCAGUCAUUCGAAAAGACUCCCUCAAAGCCUGGAAGUUAGAGCAAGAGCGGCAGAAGGAAGAGGAAACGGCCAAAACAUCAAAGAAAGAGAAAAUGACAAAAAGCAAGCAGCAGAUGGAGCCACAGCCGACAGACACUAAGAAAAGUAAAGCUUUGUCUGGCGACAAGAAAAGCAGACCAAAUACAGCAGGCAGGUCAGCCAUCGCUCGCCCAGAGUCAUCCCUGACUGAGGGACCACGUCCGAAUGAAAACCAAGAUCUGCAGCCGACAGAGGAUCCUUUCAGUGGCUUUAUUGGCUACAACCUGGAUGGACAGUUGAUCCACGUCUCAGGCUGUGUCCAGAACCUCUUCCCUUCAGAUGGAGGAAAAAUCACUGUGGAGAAUGUCCGCUUUGUUGAAGGUUCCAGCCUGAUGAAACUGGCUGUGAAGAAGGAUGGGCAUCAUUUCUACACACACAUCAACCAAGUUGUUAUUAAUCCUGCAAGAUGUGACCUGAAGAAAGGCUGUGAUGGUAAAGAGGCCGGACAGCUCAAAGUACCAAAGCCUUUGGAGGUGAAAACAGUGAAGCAGGGCUCCUUUUCAGCAGUGCUAGAUAACAAAAUCCACCUCUCUUACAGCUUCUUUGGCCCCACAGGAGAAAAUGCAGUGACUUCCCAGGAAGCAAAAGGGGGAAACUCACAUAUAUCCACACCUGAAGCUAUCCAUGUCUCCUCUGUUCCUCAUUCAAAAGGAAUAGACAUGGAGUCAGUUCCCUCCAGGACACAUGCUCAGUCCAUUCAGGGGUGUGAAGACAAGCCAGCUGAGCCAUCGAGUUCAUUCAAAAGUUUUAAUGCAUCUGUUCCUAAUGGCCUGCUCCUACAAUUCCAGCAAGAGGAUAUACAAGGAGCAUCCCCAGAGGAAAAGGGUAUUUUGGUGAGACAGAGUUUUCCUUUGCAUGGUAGAGGACAAAUGCAGGAUCUUCAGGACAUUUACCUCUCUAAGGAACUGUCUCGUAUUAUCACCAGCCAUGGAGCUGUGAUCCGCUACAUGAGAGAUGGUUCCACAGAGGUGUUGUUUGCUGAUGGCUCAGUCAGUUUCAGCAAGGACUCUGGUCCAGUGUGGGUUUGUGACUCUGACGUUCAGGCAGAACACUCACAGGAAGUUAAGGAUGAAAAAAAAGAUGUGAUCUCAGCGAAAGAAGCUGGGACUGAGAAAGGCUGUUGGUGGACUACAAGUCCAUCAGGAAAUCGCAUUUGCACUAUUGGGACCACACACAAACACAUUCCCACCUCCCCUCUUCUCACAUUUAAGUCUACAGACCCCAUCACCCAUCAGGUGAUGCUGAGCCGGGAGGAUCUGGUGGUUUCUGUCCAGAACCCUGAUGGAUCUCAAAUUGUAGAACACAGAGAUGGAACCAGGAUCACCAGCCUUCUCCAAGACAGGCCACUAUUUGCUACACCACAUCUGUUUCACACAAGUAACCAGCAGACACUUCCCACACACUUUAGGCAGAAGCCAGAAAGUGUCACUCUUAAAUCAACCUCUCAGUGUGCAAGUGGCUGUAUGUGUGUCACACACUCUGUGGACAGCUUAAAUGAGAAUGUGCAUAUCCAAGAUGGUUGUGACAGUGAAAAUGAAAUUAGCAGAAACAGUGCAGGGAACACUUGUGAUAAGGAGGGUGCUUGUAGCAAUUCAAGUCAGUGUGGGUGCACUCAGAGUAAUGUGGAUAAGAAUGAUGAGCAGAGUGUGUUUCCUGAUGAGAAUGUGGCUGAGAAUGGGAAGACGAGUCCAUGUGAGAGUGAAAAGGGAAGCAAGUCCACCAAAGAGCGGGUCUUGUUGGUGGAGAAGGAGGGCUGUGCCAUGGUGGUGAUGUACCCAGAGCGUCACACAGCUCACAUCUUUUUAGCAGAUGGAACAAUCAUCACUGGAAACAACCAAGGAAAGUAUGAGGUGUUUCCAUCUAGCAAAGGAUUCCUUCAGAUCCAAAGUGAUGGAAAGUAUGUGUAUUCCUCUGACCCACUUGUAACCCCCAGUCCAAAGCAUUGUAACCUCACCAACCAGCCAGGAAUUUACACCAUGAGCCACACAGACAAAGUAGCCUGUGAUGUUACAGAUGACAAUGGGAACCAUUUUCAGGUGAUGGAUGAUGGGCAGGUAUCUGUGCUUAGAUUCAGUCCUGCUCCAAGCACACUUAAAGAUGAUGAGGAAGAGCUGGAGGAGGAUGAGGAGAAGGACAGACAGUUCAGGCUUCAUGCAAAACACAAAGAACAUUGUCCCAGGCUAUUUCUGGUGCACGAGGAUGGUUCAGGCACUGAGUUACUGAGUUCUCAGACUGUAGAGGAGCUGCUCCAACAAGCAUACUCUGACCCAACCAUAGCAUUGCUGAUGGAACCACUGCCAGACAAACAAGAUGAUUUAGGCAUUACUAUCUUAAAACCCAGCCACCAGAGCGUGUGGUCCCAGUGGUUGCUAGGGAAACAGAACGCUGACAUCACUCCUCCAAACCUCAGAAACCGCAGCUGGCAUGACUUCCCCACAGUGGAGAAGAAGAGCCCUGGUCCUCUGUUUGGUACCAACAUAGGGGUUGGUCUGACUCUGAGGGAGAGGUCUGGUGGUUCUGUAGUGCAGCAUCAACCUGUCAGAAGCUGUCCUAAAGUCCUGGAGAUGAGAGAAUUACACCAGCACCGAUCAUGCACCACAAAGCUCAAAAAUAUCAUUGACUCACGACUUAAAGAAUACAUAGAGAGUUUGAUGGCGAGAGAACAGCAGUCAGAGGAGAUGAAAGUGAAAGACCCUCGAACUGAGGAAGGGUGUUCCCAUGCCAAGAAUCUCUCCAGUCUUUUCCUGUCUUUUGCAGAGGAAGAUGAUGCAAAUCACACUGCUGAUUCCAGGAUUACAGUGAAUGUUGGCAGUCUGUACACUCGAGGAGUCAGAGCAUCCGUUGAGCAAUCUGAUGGUUCAGAAGAUGCCAACACAGAGACCAGUAGCAGUUUGGAAAGAUUACAGUGCGAUACUAAUGGAAAAGAUUUGAAAUGGACUGAAAGGCUUGCAAAACACAGACAGGAGAUCAGUGAGGAGAAGACUUACAGAGAAGCUCUGCAGAAGAAGAACAUUGCUCCUUACUUUCACCCGGAAAACAUUCAAUUAUACCAAAAUCUGCUACAUCACCAUGUAGCUGACACGGGGAGUCUAUCCAUGGAUCAGCCUCUGGUCCCUAGGUCAGAUAGUGCUGACGCCCUUGUGGAAGAUGCCGCACAAGAAAGAACCCCACGACCUUUAAACCCUACUCCCUCUCAGUCAGAAAGUCAUGCAGAUAGAAGUGACAGAGUGCCUGAAAAGAGACCCACCAACCCUACACCACAGACUGCUGGUGAAAGCAGCCUGAGGGGUUCAUCAAGGCAAUGCAAGUCAGUGCAGGUGGAUGUAACUGGAAAGCCUAGACAGAAUAAAGUCAGGCUACCGACCUGCAUCCUCAGCUCUAAAACCUGCAGCGUACCAAAUGAACACUUCCUGACAGUGGAGGAACCAGUGAGGAGGAAGUGUCGAACCGUUUCUCUUGCUGAUCCUAGCACCAUAGUGAGGGGCUUCCAGCUUCUCCCGUCAAGUGUUGACUUCGGGGUGCUGCAGGAGGGCACCUCCUCGACCAUUACUGUGGUCAUGAGGAAUGUGGGCGUUGACACAUGCAGGUUCCGUGUAAAACAACCUCCUCCUGCUACAGGCCUCCGUGUCAUCUACAAUCCAGGGCCUGUGGCUGCAGGUUUGCACGUAGAACUGCAGGUUCAGCUGUUUGCCAUGCGUACAGCCCAGGAACAAGUAGAGCCAAAGAGUUACAUCUCACAGGAUAUAAUCAUCUAUACUGAGACAGACAUCCUCUAUCUGCCUGUUGCUGCUAUUGUCUUUCCUGAGAGAGAAUAUAACAUGGAGGACACCAGUGCAAACAUAAAGAGAGAAUCCAGGGCCUUCCAACUGUCAGGAAAUCAUACGCAUGUGAGUCAACACAGGCCUGAUUUGCCCUCAGAUUAAACAGGACAUUUUUAUAGCACCACCUCAUCUUCAGACAGACCAAUCUUCAAUUGGAUUUAAUGGCACUGGAUUUUAGAUUUUUACCUUGACAAUA
Messenger RNA from Melanotaenia boesemani (Boeseman's rainbowfish), 6654 nucleotides. It is a transcript of the gene spag17, whose product is annotated as sperm associated antigen 17. Bases 120 to 6560 code for a protein of 2146 amino acids. The record is from RefSeq and is a predicted model, not a curated record. Gene Ontology annotation, cellular component: axonemal central apparatus. The transcript is spliced from 49 exons. NCBI's taxonomy places the organism in Eukaryota, Metazoa, Chordata, Actinopteri, Atheriniformes, Melanotaeniidae. Gene Ontology annotation, biological process: axonemal central apparatus assembly; epithelial cilium movement involved in extracellular fluid movement.